Messenger RNA from Meleagris gallopavo (turkey), 7035 nucleotides. RefSeq names its product matrix remodeling associated 8 (gene MXRA8). NCBI's taxonomy places the organism in Eukaryota, Metazoa, Chordata, Aves, Galliformes, Phasianidae. Gene Ontology annotation, biological process: cell adhesion; cell differentiation. The record is from RefSeq and is a predicted model, not a curated record. Gene Ontology annotation, cellular component: membrane; cell surface.
GUGAUUGGGCUUCGCUCCUGCUGUUACCUAACCGACUGAGAUUGCUUGGUAAUUCCUGAGCAGAAACAAGGAACCUUUACUCUGGUGAGCUAAAGCAUUAAAGGAGCACUGUUAGAACGUUACCCAGCGUAAAUUGGUGUAUGUAUUUUGGCCUCUUUAACUGACCCUGUUCUUUUCAAAGUACAAAGCCAGCUCUGCUUUGGUGGAUGUGAACCCCAGUCCCUGUCUUCCAAAGGUAAUAUACUACCCUUGUCUACAGUAGCUCAGAAUUUGGCUGAAGUGAUCUUACUGAUCUUGCAGACAGCACCUGUGGAUAACUGAAAUCACAUCUUUACAUCAUUCAUGCUGUUCUGCUGCUGGCAUUUCUGUUCAGACUGUGAAAACAUCCUGAUUUGGGUUUGCUGGGGCUGAGUCUGGUCAGUUACUCUCCAAAAAUAACAGCACUCUUUGCUUUACCUGGAGCCUUUCACUUUGCAGAGCUCAAAUGGUUCUGAAGAGUAGGUUUUGCUGUCUCUGCUGUUGUAGGAAAAAAAGAACUCAGUAACUGUAGCUCUUACAGACAUCUGAGCUGGUUUUAAGCAGUGUGCUGGCUUAACUGUGGAGGCAUCUAUUCUUGCUUGCCUUUCCCUGUAAGACAGGGGAACAGAACUGAAACAAGGAGUUCUGUGAGUCAUAGAACUUAAGAACAUCUGAUACUGCACUUCUUUCAAUUCCCUGAAAUGUCUGAGUUCUGUAGUCAUGAUCACUCCAUGGUCACCAAUGCAUAGAGUCACAGAAUCAUUAAGGUUGGAAAAGAACUCUAAUAUAAUGAAGUCCAAAUGUAAAUCCAUCCCCACCAAGGCCCUCAGUGCCAAAGCUGCCCUUUCUUGAACCCCUCCAGGGUCUGGGACUCCACCACUUCCCUGGACAUCUUCAUUGUGAUGUGUUUGUAAAUCCCACAAAACUGGUAAGAACUAUAAAACUAUAAGACUUCUUCACUGCUCUCAAAUAUAGCCAGAACAGGGGGGUACAAAGUAACAGGAAGAAGGUUGAAUGGACAGUUGGGAUCGUGUGUCUAUAUGUGCCUCGUUUUCUUAAGAAAUGUGGUUAAAAUCUUGUUUACAGUAAAAGCAUAGUAUUAAAUAUUGGUCAAAAAUAAUUGAUUGUUGUUUUUACACUUGUCCAAUACGCAGGACUUGGUGCAGGGCAGGGAGGAGCUGUGCUGAAGGAGUUUCAUUGCCUUUGGUGUGUUUAGGUCUGGAGAAGACUGGAUGCUUUGGGAGCCUCUUAGCAGCUGCCAGCACUGUGCCACAGCUGCUGCAGAGUGAUUGGUUCAGACAAGGAUGUUGGGUCCCACAUAAGGAGUUGGCAUAUCAGGUCUGAAUGAGCAUCCUCCAGAGAAGUGUCAUGCUUAAUUUUACUGGCUUGUGAUGUGGAAGAAUGAUGUGUAUUAACAGCAUCCUGCCAUCUGUAAGAAAAUGUGCUGUAGGCCCGUCAGAAGGUUCUGUUGUUUAUUUAUAUUCAGUCCCAGCUGAUGCCUCAAACCCAGACAGUGUUGUAGUGUCAGUGUUAAACAUCAGUGCUACCCGGGGCUCACAGGCUGUCCUGCCAUGCAAGAGUUACCGCAUGGUGUGGACUCAGGACCGUCUGAAUGACCGCCAACGUGUGGUGCACUGGGAUGUGUACAGCACCUACUAUGGAGAUAACAAGAUGGAGAGGCUGUGUGACAUGUACUCAGCAGGAGAUCAGCGUGUCUACAGCUCCUACAACCAAGGGAGGAUAUUAAUGCCCCAGAAUGCAUUUACAGAUGGCAACUUCUCACUGGUGAUCAAAGAUGUUGCAGAGAGUGAUGCAGGUAUAUAUUCGUGUAAUCUCCACCAUCACUACUGCCACUUAUAUGAAACUGUGAAAAUUCAACUAGAUAUCACUAAGAAAGCCAAAGCAGCAAAAGAGUACUGGGAUGGAGAGAAGGCUGUGAUUGUUGCUUUGGAAGGCAGUACUGUGAUGCUCCCUUGUGUCAACCGGAACCACAUCUGGACCGAACGGCACAGUGAAGAGGAGCAGCAAGUGGUCCAUUGGGACAGGCAGCCCCCAGGGGUUCCCCACGACCGCGCUGACCGCCUCAUUGACCUGUACGCCUCUGGUGAGCGCCGCUCGUAUGGGCCUCUCUUCAUUCGGCAGAAGAUGAACAUCACUGACACAGCCUUUGCCCUGGGUGACUUUUCCCUGCGAAUUUCUGAGCUGGAAAAUGCGGAUGAAGGCACUUAUUCCUGCCACCUGCACCACCAUUACUGCGGUCUGCAUGAGCGCAGGAUCUACCAGGUCUUUGUGACAGAGCCAGUGAGAGAGAAGAAGGUGGUGAACCUCACAACCCACAACACUGCCCCGGCCGUAGAUCCAAAUGUUGUCAGGGGGCACAAUGUGAUAAAUGUCAUCAUCCCUGAGAGCCGCAUCCACUUCUUCCAGCAGCUGGGCUACGUCCUGGCAACGCUGCUGCUCUUCGUUGUCCUGCUCAUCAUCGUUGUCUUCAUCACCCGCAAGCGCAGGCAGAGAGGUUAUGAAUACAAUGUGAAGAAAUAUGGAGAGAAGGAUGUAAAUCUUAAAGAAUUUACAGUCGACACAACAGAUCUGACUCAGUACAAAAGUGAAGACAUCAGGCUGGAUUACAAAAACAACAUCCUGAAGGAGAAGGCUGAGCAAGCCAGAAGUUUCCCAGCAAAGAACAUUGAUUUAGACAAAGAUUUCAGGAAGGAAUAUUGUAAAUGAAGACAUUCCCAAGCUGCUGGCUGGACCAGAAGCUUCAAUCAAAGAUAGAUGGAAAAGAGAUGCCUUUCAUAAUACCACGUCCCUCCAGUUACCAUACAUUUUUCAUGUAGAGUUUCUCCCCAGUAAGCAUGAGGGUAUUUGCAAAUGCUUUCUGAAAGAGUUAGGCCAUCUGUCUUGCGUGCAUUUAUGAUGGGUUUGGGUUUACUUUUCUUCUAUUGUUCUCCCAGUCCUCCUUCCCAUUUUCUUUCUGAUAUUAUUGUUGUUUUUAUGCAUCAAUGAUUUUUAUGAGCUGAAUCAGCAGACCUUUUGCUUUGAUGUUACUGCUUUAAAUAAACCAACCUGCAACACCAAUCUUAGCUAUCAUUAUAUCAGGCAUUUUUUUCAUGCAAUGUACUCAUUAGAAAAGUAAUAGCAAAGCCUGAUUGUGAUCUCUCAUAUGCUGGUGUACAUUGAGAGGAAGAGUACUGUCACUUAGCACUUUAUAUAUUCCAAGUACAAAGAAUUGUUUAUUCAGCCCUGCACAAAUAACAAUAUAAAUACCUCAUCAUACAAACAGGGAAAUGUCAACAUCCUCAUUUUACAGGGGAAAGGGAGGCACACAAAUCUAGUUGCCAACAAUAUAGUGUUGGGAUCAGCUCCAAAGAGCUCUGGGAGUCUAAAUUUGUAUUUCUCACUCUAAGCUUGUUUGUUGGUUUGUUUUUGUUUCAGUGCAAACCAAACCAAAUUUGUCAGGAGCAGACACUUUCAGCUGCAGUUGGAGGUACAGUACUGUAAUACCAGUGUCAGUUAGAUCAGAUCCAGAAAUAUUAUGGACAGAGCUAAGCUCCUGUGUGGAAUCUGGAGCAUGAUUUUCCUGCAGUCCUUCAGUGGAUCCUCCCCACACAGUUCUUGUGAGCUCAUCACAGAAAAAGGUAUGAUUACAGCGCAGUUAGACUAACUGUUGAAAAGAAUAAUUUCCAUGAGCCAACCAUGAGGAACAAAACUAACAACACAUUCCACCAAAUAGCCUGUCAGGCACUUUCAUGGAUCAUGGUCUCCAAAAGCAGCAGCCAGGGAGGGAUAUGAGUUUACUCUUGUAGGUUUUGGCAUUGUUCUGGGGAGCAUAAGUGUGAGGCUGUGGGCUGAAGGGGAGCUCCACAUCUAAUUCUACUAUAUCAGGUGGGGGUGUCCAAAAAUUUGGAAGUCAGUAAUUAAGUGUUAUAAUACAAGCAAGGUAAAGUGUCAUGAUAGCCAGAAAAUAUUGACAGCUCCAUGCAGUCUCUCUGACUGGUUGAGAUAUGCUGUGGCACCAUUCCCAAACCAUGACACACCUGUGGUCCUUUUGUGCAUGGAUAAAAAUAAGGUUUCCUGCAGUUGGGAGUGUGAUGGCAACAGCUUGUGUUCUCAUGGAAGCAUGUAGCUGGCCAGGGAUUGCUAGCUUACUCUUUGAGUGUCUGAAGAGGAGGGCAGAGGAAGGGAUUGAUCAUGGGCUAGGUGAUUGAGCUGGAGUAAGGUCUCCAGGAUGUUGUGAGUGGUGGAAGCGUGAAGAGGAGCUUGUGUGGAACUACUGUGAGUGUCAAGAGUGGUUUCAGGCUUGAAGCAGUGCUCUGCUUGCAGCUGCUGCCUCAGUGUGGAUUUCUUCCUGUUGCGGAGAAUCCUGAGAUCUUUGCUGGUGAUAAAGUAGCUGUGGUCCAAGGAAGCAUCUCCAUUUACCACCUAAACAAUUGAGAAUAUCAUCUGCUGCCUACUACAGUGUGUGUCCUGGCAGUUACAGCCACUCUCACCACUUAUCACAUGUCAGUGCUAUGUAAUAGGGGUACAGGUUUGGCCAAAAUGGAAAGUGAUGUGAUGGUUGGGUGAAAGUACCUACUGUAGGCACACGCACUGUAAAGAUCCAGGGCUUUUUUGAGAGCUAUUCAGUACUGUGGGCCUCCCAGACAUGGGAAUCAAGUCUUGUGCAGACCCUGUCUUUCCACUGCUACCAACCUGGAUGUCUGAUUUACUGAUGCACAUGCUACAGCUGAGCAAAUCCUGAUCUUAUGAUUUGCUUAGUUCUCUUGCUGUUCUCCAGGCAAUUUCUGUGAUUUCUGCCUUUCUCUUCACUUCAAGAUACGCUUGUACAAAAGAGUUCAGAGUAGGCAGACUGAAGACUGGUGGUAAGGAGGGGGUGGGGUUGGGCCCAGGUCCUUAUUUGCUUUCCCUUCUCCCAGGGUAUUCAGCCAUUCCUAGGUUGCCUUUGGCAAGAUCUGACUGGAACCCAGGCUGCAUUCCUGCAGGUGUGUAAGGCUGCUCUGGUUAUUCCAUCAGGGUGGCACAGACUCAAAUAAUUGCCAUUAAUUUCUUUCUCCCUCCCUUUCAUGUCUGUGAGUCAAAGGCUGGAGAUCUUUACUUGCCAGUUCAAAUUGCUUAGCACAGCUCAUACAGACAUCAGCUCAAAGUGGUGUUACUCAUAAACUCCAUUUAAAUAUUUUAUUUGACUUCUAGGCUGCAAAAUAUCUUAAGGGGAAAUAAAUGUAUUUGUUCUCUGAAACAAGUGCUAGGAAGAACUUGAUGAGUUCCUUAUCCUUGCUUUGAUCCCAAGUUUGAAUUUGGAUAAUGGUCAGACAAAGCAGUAUAACCUUGACUGAUCAAAAUGGGAGACCAGGUUGAGAUCAUGGCCCUUUUUCAUCAGGAGAGACAUACGUUGUGUGAUUGGGCUGAGGAUCAGAACAGUGGUUUUUAAAAGCAGCCUGCCACAUCCAGUGUGUAAUUUACUAAGUUAAAAUUCUGACUGAAAGAGAACCAGGCAAGAUUGCUGGCUAUCGAUUUGUGUGUUUUCAAACUGUUGAAAGAAACCAGAAAACUGAGCACUAAGCUGAAGAGGUUUUUAUUUUUGUUUCUUAAUCCAGAGAGUUAUCAAGGGCUGUGUGUCCUCCAAUACUGGUGAGAUGCCAUUCAAAUCUUCUGCUUGUUUUGUGGUGGGAACUUGGUAGGUGAGGUUGGACUUGAUGACCCCGAAGGUCUUCUCCAACCUAAAUGAUUGUGAUCUUGCACAUGGACAUUAGGAGAGGAUCUACAAUCUGGAUUUGUAGGUAACCACUAACUCAGGGACAGGACUGUGUUCUGUUCCCACCCUGCCAGAGGCUUGAUGUGAUUUCUAGGCAGGUUGGCUUUCUCUUUCUCCCAUCUCUCAUCUCAGCCUUUCUCUCUGAGAAAUGAUAAAUGAUUUUGUCUGAGUUACUUGAGAUUUAUGGUUUUCUUAUGACUUUAUCUAUCUUGAUAGGAAAACUGCAAUGCAGGUGGGUUUUUUUCCACUGAUGUUCCUGCUUGUCUUGGCUUUGUUACUGUCUGUCUUCUGUAAACUCAUUUAUUAGCAACUAACUACGUUUGUUAAUCACUCUAAGAAUGCUGUAACCUAUAAUAUAUGCUUUCCCUCAUUUUAUCAUUACAUGAUAAUUUGCAGGAGAGAGUACGUGUGUGCAAAUUGUAGGCUUAGAUUAGUGAAGAUGACAUAAUCAUGAUCUUAAUUGGACAUAAAUAGAGAGGAAGGAAAACAAGUACAGAUGAAAGAGUGAAGGACCUGCAUGGAGUCAGGGACUUGUAAAAAGGAGAAGAAAGUGAAAGAGCCCAUUUCAGAGAGUCUGGGGAAAAAAAUUUUUUCUAUAAAAUGAGGUCUUAAUUGAAGAGUAAAAGAGCUUCAUUUGAAUGGAAGCUCCUGCAGCUGUAUAGGCAAACAGUGCCUAUACAGUGUGUUGCAGGUGGGAAAGGUUGGUUGUGACUUCUCCCAGUCUGAUCCUCUGGACUGAGAGCAUCAGUAGCUGGAGCAUGCUUUUUCAGUUUAAUUAUCUUUGAAAUACAUGCAGCUAGUGCGUUUUAAGGCUGUUUCAUAAUGCAAACCAAAGGGUGCUAUGUGGGAACACCAGGAUUUGUUCUCAGACACAGUUCUGAUACGAAGUGCUGCAGCAAAUGAACCCUUUGAGUUCAUUUGGCUGGUACAAAAUGAAGUUCCAAUGCAGUUUUGUAGUUCUCCAACUUGGUGACGUAGAAGCAGGGGAGAAUUGAAGUGAGGAAACUGUCACACAAUGUAAUUUUUGCUUGCCAGAAGAUGCAGAAGGCCACUGGCAUAACAGGCUGGAAAUAGGCCCUUUCUUUUCUGCCCCAUGCAUGCAAUGCUUCCUUUCAAGACUGAGGGGAAGACCUGGUCCGUGCAUCUUGUUUUGUUCUUCAUUGUCGCAGAAUUAAUCUUCAUGAUUAUUGUUACUUAACUUUUACCAUUUGUCCUUGCUGUAUAACUCUCCUGGCAUUUAAGAAAUAAAGGAGAACGUAAUAGAG